This is a messenger RNA of Racocetra persica, 160 nucleotides long. NCBI's taxonomy places the organism in Eukaryota, Fungi, Glomeromycota, Glomeromycetes, Diversisporales, Gigasporaceae. The record is from the annotation of a GenBank genome assembly.
ACCAGAUUUUUUGAAAAUUCCUGAACACCCUAAAGAAUUAGAACUUGAUAUUUAUUACCCAGAAUAUGACUUUGCAAUCGAAGUGCAAGAACAGCAUGAAAAAUAUAUAGAAUUCUUUCAUAGAGAAGAUCUGAAUAAUUUUAUCAAACAACAAGCAUAA